This is a messenger RNA of Phragmites australis (common reed), 1841 nucleotides long. Its product is annotated as F-box/kelch-repeat protein At5g60570-like. The record is from RefSeq and is a predicted model, not a curated record. Gene Ontology annotation, cellular component: nucleus. The transcript has 3 exons. The coding region runs from base 272 to 1642 and encodes 456 amino acids. NCBI's taxonomy places the organism in Eukaryota, Viridiplantae, Streptophyta, Magnoliopsida, Poales, Poaceae. Gene Ontology annotation, molecular function: protein binding.
CUCGUCUCCCCGUCUCACUGACGGCGGUCCCCACCGCCCGACGCCCGCCCAGCCCGCUCGUCGGCGCCCCCGGCGAAGAGAUCCGGCCGUCUCCGGUUGCUUGGAGCCGGCGAGCUGCUCGCGCUGGGCGACGGGCGACGGGAUGGAGGCGGCCGGAGCGCGCCGGUGGCCCGGAUCUUGCCGUCGGCGCGUCUCGGCGAGAGGGGGACUCUGAACUUUCCAACUUCGGUGUCCUUGUCUCCUUGAGUUCAUGUCAUAAAUCAGAGAAACCAUGGAAGAUCUACAAGAUUGCAACUCGAAAAGCCUGGUUGCUCUUCCCGGCUCUGUGGUUCUGCAUCUCUUCAGGCUGUUUGGUCAGCAGGAUCAGAAUUCCUGGCAGAAGUACAUACUAGCUUACUUUCUUUUGGUCAGGAAUGAGUUCUCAAGGGAGUCAAAGAAACAAUCAGUUUUGAUUGGAUCAGAUGUUCACUGCUGUGAUAUUUCAGAAUUGGAUGUGGAUUUUUCAUUUGCUACAGAUUUGGACAGUGAAGACCUGGAACUUCAGAAGCAGAAACCUGUUCUGAAGAUUCAGUCGGGAGGUGAUUCAAGUGGCAACAGAUCAAAUGAUUGCUUCUUUCCAGGCCUUCAUGAUGACCUGGCUCAAGACUGUGUUGCUUGGACAAGCAGAUCAGACUACCCGUCACUUUCUUGUCUGAAUAAAAGGUUUAAUUUGUUAAUUAACAGUGGAUAUCUGUACAAACUGCGGAGGAAAUAUGGCAUUAUUGAGCAUUGGGUGUAUCUGGCUUGUAGUUUGAUGCCCUGGGAAGCAUUUGACCCUUCACGAAAGCGGUGGAUGAGGCUUCCGAGAAUGCCGUGCGAUGAGUGCUUCUCCUGCGCAGACAAGGAAUCACUUGCCGUCGGGACACAGCUGCUUGUCUUUGGCCGGGAAUAUACUGGCCUGGCUAUUUGGAUGUACAAUUUACUGACUCGCAAUUGGUCCCAAUGCACUCCAAUGAAUCUGCCCCGCUGUCUUUUUGCCUCGGGAAGCUCAGGCGAGAUUGCUAUUGUUGCUGGUGGGUGUGAUAGUAAUGGACAUGUGCUGAAAUCUGCUGAGUUGUACAACUCGGAAACUGGCCACUGGGAGACUUUACCAGACAUGAACCUGGCCAGGAGGCUCUCUUCAGGUUUCUUCAUGGAUGGGAAGUUUUAUGUCAUUGGGGGUGUAUCUAGCCAGAGGGAUUCAUUUACUUGUGGAGAGGAAUAUACUCUUGAAACAAGAAGCUGGAGAAGAAUACUUGAUAUGUACCCUGGAGGGACCAGUGCCUCUCAGUCACCUCCUCUUGUCGCUGUUGUGAAUAAUCAACUCUACGCCGCUGACCAGUCGACGAAUGUGGUUAAGAAGUAUGAUAAAGCAAAUAACACUUGGAACAUAGUGAAGCCAUUGCCCGUCAGAGCUGACUCUUCCAAUGGUUGGGGCCUAGCUUUCAAGGCUUGCGGUGACAGAUUGCUGGUCAUCGGUGGCCACAGAGGACCUCGCGGCGAAGUAAUAUUGCUGCAUUCUUGGUGCCCUGAAGACGGGGGCGGUGGUGCUGACUGGGAGGUGCUCUCGGUGAAGGAGCGUGCUGGUGUCUUUGUUUACAACUGUGCAAUAAUGGGGUGCUGAGUUACCUUUGUUUCAGUAUAUGCCACUCGUUUAGCAAGCCAACCCAUUUCCUGCCGCCCUUUAGCCAUCCGUUACAAUGACUUGUAAUUCAGAAAUGACACACCCCUCUUUUCGUGGAGUUCUCGAUUCAAUGUCUGAGAGCAUAGAGCAAUCUGUUCAGUUUACCUGGAACUUCUUUUUUUAACUCUUUUCAGAAUUC